GCUCGGCUCACAUGGCCCCGUCCUUAUAAACUUCAACUCCCACACCCUUGGUCUUCUCAUGAUUUAUAUAUAUCUCCCCCAUUGCCCAUCUGCUCUCUACAAAAAGUCUUGCCAUUCUUCUUCUUGCUAGCUUAGCUUCAAUGGGUUCUAAUGGUUGCAAAGAAUUCUCUAAGGUGAAAUGGAGGAGAAGGAAGAGGCGGGCGGGUCGUGGUCAGGUGGAAAUGAAGGUCAGGAAGCUGCAGAGGCUCAUUCCGGGCGGGCAAGGUUUGAAUCCUGAUCGGCUUUUUCUUCGCACCGCCGAUUACAUUCUGCAUUUGAGGUUGCAAGUAAACGUUUUGCAAGCUCUUUCCAAGAUUCACAAACCAUGAGUUUGUGUUGGUUCAUUAUAAUUAAUCUUAUGUUACAAGUUAAUAGUUGCUCGAUCAUUAUGGCUUCUAUAUAUAUUGGUUAAAUUAAUGUAAGUUUCUUUUCUUCUUUCGUUAUGCGUAAGGUCUAAAGAGGCCGGCCGUCCGAUCUGUUGGGUAUUGAUCCUUUCUAUGCUUUUACCAUAUAUAUUAAAAGCCUUGAGAGUUUAGAAA
Molecule: messenger RNA, 578 nt
Organism: Alnus glutinosa
Lineage: Eukaryota; Viridiplantae; Streptophyta; Magnoliopsida; Fagales; Betulaceae
Product: transcription factor PAR1-like
Exons: 1
Coding region: 141-368 (75 amino acids)
Biological process (GO): regulation of DNA-templated transcription
Source: RefSeq, a predicted model, not a curated record